CUUAAAAAAAAAAAAAAUUUACAUGCAAGCUGCGUUCUUCAAAAGGGUAUUUUCGAGACCGGCUGGCCCUCCAAGGGGGACACCGACGAGGCCGGAGCCACUCCGGAGAAUGCCAAAAAGUACAACGGCAACCUCAUCAACAAGCUGGUGUGCGGGAAGAAGGGGACGCCCAUGAGGCCCAACGCCGACUUGAACAUCUAUGUCUUCGCCCUUUUCAACGAGAACAUGAAGUCCAGCCCAACCUCCGAGAGGAACUACGGCCUCUUCAAGCCGGAUGACUCCUCGGCCUACUACAUUGGCUUCAACAGCACCGGUCUCCUUUCCACUUCCUCCAAUACCUCCACUACUCCUAGUAGUACUGGUAGUAGCAGCAGCAGCAGUAGUAGUGUUCCUCUUGGCUCCUCCUCCUCCUCCGGUAGCACCACUUCUUCCACAGCAGUAGUAGUAUCAUAAGAUGAAAGUCAAAGAGAAAUAUGAAAAAUAUG
This is a messenger RNA of Coffea arabica (coffee), 485 nucleotides long. NCBI's taxonomy places the organism in Eukaryota, Viridiplantae, Streptophyta, Magnoliopsida, Gentianales, Rubiaceae. The record is from RefSeq and is a predicted model, not a curated record.